This is a messenger RNA of Bombina bombina (fire-bellied toad), 1612 nucleotides long. Its product is annotated as keratin, type I cytoskeletal 47 kDa-like. The coding region runs from base 68 to 1492 and encodes 474 amino acids. Lineage: Eukaryota; Metazoa; Chordata; Amphibia; Anura; Bombinatoridae. Gene Ontology annotation, molecular function: structural molecule activity. The transcript is spliced from 8 exons. The record is from RefSeq and is a predicted model, not a curated record.
UGUACAUCCACAGUCUCUGUCUUAUUCACAUUCUCUGGAUCAGAGGGAGCCACCAACAACAUCCAUCAUGACAUCCUAUCGCUCCAGCUCCUUUAGAUCAAGCUCUGGUGGUGGUUAUGGAGGGGGCUCUGGUAGUGGCUUUGGUGUAAGUGCAGGAAGUGGUUUUGGUGUAAACUUUGCUAGUGGUGUAGGAAGUGGCUAUGGUGGUGGUGCAGGAAGCGGCUAUGGUGGUGGUGCAGGAAGUGGCUAUGGUGGAGGCUCUGGAGCUAGUUUUUCUCUAACUUCAUCUGGAGGCUUUGGGGGGGCUGCAUCUAGUAGCAAUUUUGGGAGCUAUUCUGGAAGCGACAAGCAGACUAUGCAAAACCUGAAUGACCGUCUAGCAUCUUACCUUGACAAAGUGAGAGCCCUGGAGGCAGCCAAUGCUGACCUUGAGCUAAAGAUCAAAGAGUGGUACGAGAAGCAACUUAGUGUUGGGGCCAGUGCAUCCAGCAAAGACUUCAGCAAAUAUUAUGAAACCAUUGAAGAUCUGAAGGCCAAGAUCAAUGCUGCAACUAUUGAUAACUCCCGUGUUGUCUUGCAAAUUGACAAUGCUAGACUAGCUGCUGAUGACUUCAGACUGAAAUAUGAGAAUGAGCUGGCCCUUCACCAGAGUGUGGAGGCUGAUAUCAAUGGACUCCGUAGAGUCCUGGAAGAGCUGACCAUAUCCAGGAGUGACUUGGAGAUCCAGCUUGAGAGUCUGUCUGAUGAGCUUGCUUAUCUCAAGAAGAACCAUGAGGAGGAGUUAGGAAUUGCUAAUAGCAGUGCUUCUGGACAAGUUAAUGUAGAAAUGGAUGCUGCUCCAGGUGUGGAUCUGACUAAACUUCUGAAUGACAUGAGAGCGGACUAUGAAACUUUGGCUGAGAAGAACCGCAAAGAAGCAGAACUGUGGUUUAACCAAAAGAGCAGUGAGCUCAAGAAGGAGAUUUCAGCUGGCGUGGAACAGGUGCAAACGAGCAAGAGUGAAAUUUCUGACCUGAGACGUACGCUACAAAGUUUGGAAAUAGAACUACAGUCGCAACUGGCAAUGAAAAAAUCCCUUGAAAGCACCCUAGCUGAAACAGAGUGUCGCUAUGGAACACAGCUGCAGCAGAUGCAGAUUUCAAUAAGCAGCCUUGAAGAGCAGUUACUACAAAUCAGAUCAGACAUGGAAAGACAGAGCCUUGAGUACCAGCAGCUCUUAGACAUCAAAACCAGACUGGAGAUGGAAAUUGAAACAUAUCGCCGCCUGCUGGAUGGAGAGCUGGGGUGUAGCUUAAAUUCUUCAAGCAACUCUUCAUCGUCAUCAUCAUUUCUGUCAACACAACAGACAGCUGUAUCCAAGUCACCAGCUUCUUCUGUGGACUCCAAAAAAGAUCCAACCAAAACCAGAGUAGUGAAGACCAUUAUUGAAGAGGUAGUGAAUGGCAAGGUGGUGUCAUCCUGCGUUCAGCAAGUUGAAGAGAAGAUGAAUUGAAGAUUCAGCACAAAGCUCACAGUCAGGCAGUUGCUGAAUACAUUAAAUUAUAUAUCUGUUUAGGACAUGUAAUGCAACAGCUUGGUUAACCUUUAGAUAUUAAACUUAUGUCUCAUCUUA